AGAGGAAUUAUGCUCGGUUAAGUUGCCUUGUUUGCUGGUGCUUCUGGAAGUGGCCGAAAGAGGCAUAGUCUUGGCGGCCUCUCAGGGCUAGCUCCAAUUGACAUCAUCCUCCGCCUGCAUUAUUCCGAGCCCCGAGGCCGAUGCAGGUCGCGCCCUCAGAGCUAAAAAGCCACCUGCAAACACGCGACCUAAUCGCGCUACAGGCUUCGAUAGUCGACCCUCACCCAGACCUACCUCUUGCACCUCUUCAUCAAGCUCUCAAUUGAGCCUUUCUUUCCUUUUGUUCUUUUUGUAGCGUUUUCACAUGAAUGACGCUCUUGUUUGUUCUAAAGCUUGGAUUGCUUCGGAGUUUGAUCCACUACAUCACCACCUUCUACCAGUCCGGGCAACUUGUUCAACCUAAUCGUGGACGCACCACCUCACAUCCUCUUUCCUCUUGAUACCCUCCACGCGUUCCGAUCCUCUGCUUCACAGUUUCACCGCUCGCUAUAGCAGCUCCUCGAGGCCUGGAUUGGCUUCUCCUCCGACGCGGUCUCUACCGCCAUGGCCACUUCUCCCGCAGAUGGCGUCUCCCUGCGGACGGUCAGACUCAAAGUCCUCUACACGUUUGAUUCCGAGCAAAAAGACAACCACCUUGCACGGUGGCCCCAAUCUUUGGAAGUGCAGACUGCCUUCAUCGACGACGUAAAUCAGAUCGGUGUGAUCGAUCUGCGGACCUGUUUGGAAGCUGUCACGACUGCCAGCCCUGAGCUCACCACUCUCGUCGACAACGACUACACCAUUUACGCAUAUGAUUACUCAGAACCUGAUACACCAUUGGUUGGACAAGGGAUGUUGUCAAAAGCACUAGCUGGCCAAGCUCAAAGCACGAGCUCUGAUGGUGAAGCCAUGAUCACGGGCAAGAUCUCAAAGAAUAUUAUGGGUUUGUUCUCUAAAAACGCCCAAGAGACGCUGGAGGUGAAACUUCGAUUCACACCGGUCAACACGUUUGCACAGGCCAGAUACCGCUCAGGAAGUGUCAGCUCACAAGAUGGGAUGCGACCUCAGUGGAACAACGGCCCUUGCCUACAGACAUUACAGCGAUCAGCUUCGCCAAUUGAUACUUCAGGACUAGAAACGAUGCAGCGAAUGUUGAGUGGCGAGACACUACAUGGAUCAGGAUCAGGCAGCAGACCUGGAACGCCGACUGCAACACAGAACCUUAGUCACCCCAUGCGUCAGCCUGGCCAUCCAUCCCGGCCUAGUUCACGAGCGGGAAUGCGUCAGCUUCCUGAAGGGAGGCGUGAAUCAUUUCAAUCUGGAUACUUCAGUGGCGAUGAUAUCGGGGAAGAAGGUCCGGCAAGAAAGAGAGCGAAGACGACCAAGGUUGAUUUGCCAACAAAGUCUAAUUUCAAUAUUGAACGACAACCAGAGUCGCUAAGGGUCGUUGCAAGUGCUGCAUCAAGCCUCCGGCUUCAUCGGCCCAUCGCUGUGAACCCAGCUGCGGCAGUUCAGCCAAACUCUCAUAAUGAGGAAGCUGCAAGGCCACCAACUCCGAUUCCUGCUUCGAAAACGGCCAAACCACGAGGAAGACCAGGAAGACCACGAAAGAACCCUCCUAGCAGUUUGGCCCAGGGAUCCCAAGUUAGGGAAUCGUCUCCAGCGACGGACGUGGGCCUUCAGCCUGAACUCCUUGCUGUGCCUAUUGCGUCACCUGAGGACACUCGAGGUCAAAGUGUCGGCAGUACACCUGCAAAUAUUCCGUCCUCACCACCUGUUAUGCCAGAAUUUCGACAGCCAGCGAUUACUAGUCCUGUACUUCCGCCUGUGAUCGGUUCCUCCGGACAUGACUCAGGGUUUAUGAGUGGCAAUCUUGAAGAUCUCUUUGGAGACGAUCACUUGUUGCAAUUCGAUGAUUUUAUCGUGGACAAACCAGAAGAUCAAGAUGCGAAUGAGGGUUGUCAAGAAAAGCACCGUCCGAUCGACCAAUAUCCUGCGGUCUUUGAAGAAGGCAACGAUAUCGAGGAAGCACAAUCCGCACAACCGGGGUAUAAUAUAAUGCCCCCGCCGCUUCCUCUUGCACCAAAGCCGCUGUCUAGAGCACAAUCAUACACUCCAGUGCCAACACCACGAAUCAGCAUGUCAUCUCCACGACUAGCUCCGGCCCCUAUUCCAAGAGCUCGGCAGAUUAUGGAAGAGCAGCGUGAGCAACAACGGAAAAUAGCUCUUGCGCCCCUCGUACCGAAGAGUGAUCCCGCGCCAAGAGCGCUACACCGUGCGCAAACUUGGGCACCUGAUAGCGACAUUCCUAUGUCCGAUGUGCCUGGAGGUGAGGAGGCAAAAGCAAAGGCUGCAUCCAAGAAGAAGGUUGGCAAGGAGCAGACCAAGGCAAGAUUGGAGAAUGCUAUCGCAAAUGGAAUAAUGCCGCCUUUCUGUGACAAUUGCGGCGCAAUAGAGACACCAGCGUGGAGAAGAGCCUAUGUCAAGGUUUUUGAUUGCCCUUGGGAUGAUGUUGAGACAUCACUGAACCAUGGUGAAUGCUGCUUCAAGGAACCCAUCAACCACAACCCCGAUGGAUCUGUGAAAACCUUCCGAGGCUACAAAGUGGACAAGCGACAAGGUGACGAAGCAGAUGACUGGGAGGCGAUAACGUUAUGCAAUCCCUGCGGCUUAUGGUUCCAUAAGCAGAAAUGCCCUCGGCCUGCGUCAAAAUGGCAAAAGAAAGAUCCCAAGGAGAAGGGCAAGCGCAAACGAAACCCACCGAAACCCUUUGGGAAGACCAACGGAAAUUCUAACCUCAGGAGUGAUGCCCAGAGUCCUGCUAGCGACGACUCUUCUCCGGGUGACUCAGCUACGGAAGCGCCUGAUGCGGAAGAAAACGACACCGAAGUAUCUCACACUGACAAUGUUGCUGCUGAUAAUGGCGAACCGGAACUGCCCCCGAUCCCGCGCUCAUUACGGGCAAACAGCGCAGGUCCGAGAGCCAGAGGUCUACAGGCGAGGACUCGUCACCAGUCAGGUGGCAGACAGGUGCAAUCAAGUCCUGCACGUGCUCCUGGAUCAGAAGAUAUUCCUAUCGAGAUUGAUCUAACACCGAAACCCGUCCGGAGGCAAUUGUUCCCUUCGCCGGACAAACCGCAAAUACCGUCUGAUUCUGGACCAACAAGCAAAGCUACUGACAGUUCUCUGCCGGCUUUUGUGAGACGAAGUCCCAGGCUCAAUAAAACCAGGAAUGUCUUUGCAGUACCGGCAGCGGCAAUUGAAUUGGGAGUCGACGGAAAGGAGAACGUGCCGCCUGUCUCAGCAGUGAUUGACGAUGGCCUUGCGGAGUUGUUUGAGGAGACACCCGCCGAUAUUCAGAUACCGCCCAUGACUCCGACGCCCAAGAGACGAUCAGAGCGGAUUCUACUCAAAACGCCCUCAAAGACACCCCAACGUCAGUUCGGUGCCCAAUUGUCUCCCAACGCCGAGCAGACUCCUCAUUUCCGGACACCGAAAGUCAAGCAUGAUCUCCAUCCUGCUCUCACUGCGUUGCUUGGCACUGUGCAGAAAGACGUGCAGCAGAUGACCCCUUUCUCGCGCUCGAUUCAUGAGGCUUUGACCAGUGAUUGUCCACUGGACCUGAAUCUGACGGAGGAAGACAAGGCCCUCUUGCGGGACAAUGGGAAAAGGGAAACACCUAAGAAGGCCAUAUCAUUUGACUUUCCUGAUUUGCCGUCUCUCAAAAAUUCUUCCCCCAUAUCCGGUGACCAGCUCAUGAAUUUCGCCUUCUCGGAAAUGACAACGGAUCAAUUGACAAGUGACCUGAUUGAUCCUUUCACCAACACUGCAAUGACCAGCUCACCUCCCGGGGGAUUUUUCGGAUAUCUUGACACCACGGACAUGGAGAACGGCAUCAACUCGAUGUGGGAGAGUCUGGUUGAUGUGAAUGCAGCUUAUCAUUCCAGCCAAUCUGCAUAUCCUGACCCUGAAGCGUUGACUGUUCCAGGGACUGCGGCUCAAGGGGUACGGAGAAGCCCAAGAAAACAGAACGCAAAAUGAGAUAGUGGCACGACUUGAUUCCUGCAGUGGUGGUGACUGAGAUGGGUUUGUUUGUUAAAAAGCAAGGCUACGAUCAUUCAGCAUUUGCCCCAUCCGCCUAGAGUGGCUAGUGUACAGCAGGUGCUAAUGAUGUGUAUGAUAUUCAUCAGGCAGAGUUUCAUUGAAGAUAUUGGUGAUGUUGUCGUUGUGGUAGCCUCAAUACACUGAGUCGAAGGCCAGAGUCGGCAGAUGGAUACCGUGAGCAAAGUGCAAUCCAGCUUUUCAAAGGCCCAUGCCGUGCUUAAACAGACUUGACAUCCGAUACUUCUAU
Messenger RNA from Cladophialophora immunda, 4330 nucleotides. RefSeq lists its product as uncharacterized. NCBI's taxonomy places the organism in Eukaryota, Fungi, Ascomycota, Eurotiomycetes, Chaetothyriales, Herpotrichiellaceae. Gene Ontology annotation, biological process: regulation of transcription by RNA polymerase II; rDNA heterochromatin formation; silent mating-type cassette heterochromatin formation. The transcript is spliced from 2 exons. Gene Ontology annotation, molecular function: zinc ion binding; sequence-specific DNA binding. The coding region runs from base 544 to 4020 and encodes 1158 amino acids. The record is from RefSeq and is a predicted model, not a curated record.